Molecule: messenger RNA, 1624 nt
Organism: Vitrella brassicaformis
Lineage: Eukaryota; Vitrellaceae
Source: the annotation of a GenBank genome assembly
GUCCGAUGAAUGAUCAAGACAUACGACAGUGGCUGGCUGGCUGAUGCAUCCAUCCAUGCAUCGAUCACAUGACGAUGAUGAACAUGACCAUAAAGCAAAAGACCACCGCACCAAUCACCAGCAGCAGCAUCGCCAUCAGGAAACUCAUGUCGCCCGACCUGAUGACAUGAUCAUCGCACCCACACACACACAUCUGUGAUGCCAUGAUGCAUUUCGUCGGCUGGCUUGCAGCCGGCGCACCUUCUGAGCUUCCUUGCGCGUUUGUUCUCGCUCUGCACUCUGUCCAGAUGACGUUGUUGUGUCGCUGCGGUGUCACGAAGACGCUGCACGCACGCAUCCAAACAAGAGGGUAGAGUACUCAUCAUCCGGCCGAAGCAGACUUCUCCCGAUCUGUGUGUCUGGUCUGACCAGGUUGUCUUUCUGCAGCACUUGCCGAUACCGGUGGGCUGCACCCUUCAUCUCCUGCACACAGCCACCCACCCACCCACACACGCAUGAGGUUUCCCUGCCCCUUUCCGCCAUUCUCUCACCUCUGCCAGCCCGACGAGUUCGUCCUUCAUCUGCUCCGUGUCGCCCUCUCCCUCCCGGCUCACUCGACCCAUCCCCAGCCCACCGCCCUCAUCGCGCCGCCGCCGCAAUCUGAUCGACGUUGACGAUGAGGCAUGGUCGUCUUGCGGUGGCGGGCGAAAGGGGGACGGGGGGCCAGGGGGCAUCGCUGACGUGGCGCCUGCUGAUGCAGCAGGGUGGGAUCUGCAGCCAGUGGAGGGAGCCGGGCCGGAAGUGGUACAUUCGUGCAGCAACGCGGGUCUGUUUGUCUAUGCUCGCUUACGUGUGUGCUGGUGUCGGCUCUGCUGCUGCUGCUGCUGCCGGUGGUGGCGAUGGUGUGGUUGCCAUGCCAUCGAGUGGUGGCUGAGGUUGUGGUGGGGAGGAGGCGGUGGUGCCGAGGCUGUGUGCCUGUGCACGCUGGAUGGUCUCCUCGAGGAUGGUGGGGUCGACCGCCGCUGGCAGGGCGUGGGACUGGUGCAGACUGCUUGUCGUCAGAAACGUCUGUGGGCACGAUAGGGCUUAAGGAAAACGAUGCAUCCACUGUCUGUCUGUCUGUGCCUCCCCUUUCUGUCUGCUGUACCUGUUUGAGCAGCUGCUGCACGGUGGCCACGCGGCCCCUGUACUCAUUGACGAUGCCCUCAGUCAGCUCACCGGGAUACUCCUCACCUACAGGCAGGACCACCACCCAAACGCACCGACCAGUCGCUGCGUGAGUGUCAUUCAUUCGUGCCAGAAGGACCCACCUGCGAGCGCAUUGCGCUCCAGCGCCUGCAGCAUCUCAUUCAGCUUGUCAACAUACUGCAACAAAGGCAGCAAACCAAACAGCACACAGAGCCAAAGCCAUACGUCAAGAAAAUCAGAGUAUCCAUCUAUGUUUCUCGCUUACCGCUUUGGCCUUGUUGAUGAGUAUCUCCCUCUCCUCCUCCUCCUCCUCGGCGUUGUUGUCGUCAACGCCGCCGUGGCUGGGGGCAAGCGUGUCCUCCGCCUCGGGGUCGCAGAGCGCCUCCACACACCGCAGGAACGAGUCAAACUCCCACAGCGGCUCCUGCAUCACCAUCCUUCCUCCUCCUUUCUUCUU